AGAAAAUUCGAGCACAGGACGUCGUGACUCUAGAAGUUGUAGUAGAGACGGUGUUAUAUUAAAUUCUCCGUCGAGAUUACUCCUCUGUUACCGUCGCCGCCGCCGAUCUCUACAAAUCGAGAGAGGGAGAGGGACGGGGGAAGAAAAUUCCGUCAAUUUUGGAUAAGUGGAAUCGGGAGAGAGACAGAGAGAAAGAUGGCAAUGUCUCAGGUGGUGAACACGUACCCGCUUUCGAACUACAGCUUCGGAACGAAAGAACCCAAGCUGGAAAAGGACACCUCCGUCGCUGACCGACUCGCUCGUAUGAAAGUCAACUAUAUGAAAGAGGGCAUGAGAACUAGCGUUGAAGGGAUCCUGCUGGUACAAGAACACAACCAUCCUCAUAUACUUCUCCUGCAAAUUGGUAACACAUUCUGCAAACUUCCAGGUGGACGCCUGAAGCCUGGAGAAAAUGAAGUUGAAGGCUUGAAAAGAAAGUUGACCAGUAAGCUUGGAGGCAAUUCGGCUGCUCUUGUACCGGACUGGAAGGUAGGAGAAUGUGUUGCGACAUGGUGGCGUCCUAACUUUGAAACCAUGAUGUACCCGUAUUGCCCUCCUCACAUAACGAAACCAAAGGAAUGCAAGAGACUCUACGUUGUUCACUUGUCUGAGAAAGAGUACUUUGCUGUGCCCAAAAACUUGAAACUCUUGGCUGUCCCUUUGUUCGAACUCUAUGACAAUGUUCAGAGAUACGGACCAGUCAUAUCGACCAUUCCCCAACAGCUAUCCAGAUUCCAUUUCAACAUGAUUAGUUCGUGAUUCUACUCGGUGUUGAAGAACAAGAAACCUAUCCGAUGGUAAGUUAAGUAGGCUCGGUAGAGAGAUAUAUAGCUACCGGUUUAGAGAUGUGACUUUUGGAUGAUUCGUUUGGGUUUUUACAUUAUAGACUUGUUCGGUUUAUGAAGAACCGGUUCAUUCAAGUUUCAGCACAAGAGAUUUUUGAAAAGCACUAUUCGACUAACGGCUGCCUUGUCUAACCGUGAAACAUGUAUUUCACCUCAGUGUUGAAUGAUAUUUUUAUUUUGUUGCUAUGUAUGAAACAUAUACUAGGCUUGUUGGAUUAAGCAUCCUUCCUUUAUGUGUCAGUCUGUGAUUUACAAAUAUCGGAAAAAGACAAAUAUGGUGUAAGUUCUUAUGAUACCCUUGCCACAAGGCUUAAUGGUCGAAAUAGGUGAAGUUUUUUGUAGAUGAACAAUCCUAAGUAUAU
This is a messenger RNA of Thlaspi arvense, 1246 nucleotides long. NCBI's taxonomy places the organism in Eukaryota, Viridiplantae, Streptophyta, Magnoliopsida, Brassicales, Brassicaceae. The record is from the annotation of a GenBank genome assembly.